Nicotiana attenuata is the source of this 411-nucleotide messenger RNA. RefSeq names its product glycine-rich cell wall structural protein-like. Lineage: Eukaryota; Viridiplantae; Streptophyta; Magnoliopsida; Solanales; Solanaceae. The transcript has a single exon. The coding region runs from base 1 to 411 and encodes 136 amino acids. The record is from RefSeq and is a predicted model, not a curated record.
AUGGCAACCAAGAUUCUCGUUAUCGUUCUUAUGAUCACCAGUAUUCUUGCUUACCCUACAAACGCGCGGAGCCUUGCAAUGGAGGCAAAAGCAGCAGCUGAUGAGCAGAAGGAAUAUUUUCGGCACCCUUUGCCGCCACUUUUUGGUGGUUUUGGUGGACUUAGAGGUGGAAUAAGGCCUCCGUUUGGUUUAGGAGCAGGUGUUGGUGGGUUUGGAGGUGGUUUUGGUCCUUUUAUUGGAGGUGGUGGAACAAGUACUAUUGGAGCUGGAACUGGACUUGGUUCUAGCAUUGGAGGAGGCUUUAAUAUUGGUGACAAUGGUGGCAAUAAUCCUGAUGCUAAUGCUGAACUUGGUGCAGGUCAUGACCUAAGUGAAGGAGGUGAUGCAGCAAUUGGACAUGACCAGCCUUAA